CCUGAGGGCUAUCGGCAGCCCCUGCUUUAGCAAUGAUCAGGCUCACAGUCACCCCGAAGAUAUCCCUUGUUGAUGAACCACUGAAAAUCCAGGUCUCUGGCUUGCCCCCCUCCCAGCUGGUGAACCUCCAAGCCUCUCUGACCGAUGAGAAAGGGCUGCUCUUCUGCUCCCAAGCACUCUACUGGUCAGAUGAGGCUGGCGAGGUGGACCUGGAGCGGGCUGCUGCCACUGGAGGGGAUUACGUUGGUGUGCAGCCCAUGGGUCUGUUUCAGUGCCUGAAGCCAGAAAAGCUGUUCCAUAGGCUGAUGAAGCGGGAUGUGAUGCAGAGUCCCUUCCGGGUUCGCCUGGACUUGUUCGACUCAUAUCACCCCAUGUUUUCCUCACCCCGCGAUCAGCCUGCAGCCAGCCAGACUGUGGAGAGGUGGUACGUGGCACCCGGAGUACAACGGGUCCAGAUCAGGGGCAGCAGAGUCCGCGGAGCCCUCUUCCUCCCUCCAGGGGAAGGUCCUUUUCCAGGGUUGAUUGACAUGUUUGGUCUCGUGGGUGGACUCACUGAAUUCCGAGCCAGCCUCCUUGCCAGUCGUGGCUUUGCUGCACUUGCCCUAGCUUACUUUGCGUAUGAAGACCUACCCAGUUUUCUAGAUGAGGUGGAUCUGGAAUAUUUUGAGGAAGCUGCCAACAUACUCUUGGAACAUCCAAAGGUGGGAGGGGCAGGAGUUGGUGUGGUUGCAAUCUGCAAAGGUGCUGAGAUUGCACUGGCAAUGGCGACGUUCCUACCACAGAUCACAGCCACAGUUUGCAUUAACGGGACCAAUGCCAUCCACGGGACUGCGCUGCGCUACCGUGAUCUCCACAUCAGUCCAAUACCUUACAAAUUUGAGUGUGUGCGGUUCACACCUCUGGGGCUGCUCUCUUUCUUCAGUGUCAUGGGGGACACUCGAGCAGAGGCAAAUCAAGGUAGCAUCAUUCCUGUUGAAAAGGCCCAGGGUCAGCUCCUCUUGGUGGUGGGAGAAAGUGACCAGAACUACAACAGCAAAGCAUAUGCUGAGGAAGUGAUGGAGAGGAUGAGGAGACAUGGGAGAAAGAACUCCACUCUGCUGUCUUACCCAGGCGCUGGGCACCUGAUAGAGCCCCCGGGGUCCCCGUUCUGCCCCUGCUCACGGAACCCCUUUGUCGUCUUGCCCUUGAUGUGGGGAGGCGAAGCCCAACCCCAUGCCGCCGCACAGGAACAUUCUUGGAGAGAGAUCCAAAAAUUCCUUUGUCAGCACCUGUGCCCAACAGGAAGCAGCAAACCCUGAAAACAGGAAGGCCUGGACCGAAAAGUUUCUGUGCCCCAUGCCCUCCUGAACCCGAUCAAGAAAUAUUGGAACAAUCUGUGAAUUCUGGGUAUCGACUGAAAGAGAAAUACACCACCUUGGGGACGAGGGUGCAUUUCCAACCACUACAACGUGGACAUCUUCUCUUGUAGGCCUGUAGCCAAUAGCAGGUGGGAAACACAAAUGCACGAACAAGUCUGCCUUCUUCUAGAUCGAAUCAUUCAUGUGCCUGGGGCCUGAUCCAGCUCUCACUGAAAUCUAUGGGAAUUGGAUCAGGCCCCACGGAUGGGAGUCUGGUGGUGGCUUCUGUCUGCAGAGUUCUAUGCAAAAUUUUCCAGUUUUGCUUCCCAGCAGUUCCAACCCUCGAGUUUUUGCUUCAAGCGAAUCCCAAAUUUUAAGGGGAAAGUACUGAAACCAUGUAAGUCUACUGUGAUGUGUAUAGUUGCAACAUGUCCAAACCAGCCCUUCACCAGAUUCACUGGAAACUUGGCCCUGAUUUCCCAGCCCUACAAUUCACAGGCAGUUAAACAGUUUCCCUGAGAAGUAGGAAGGAGGAUUUUUUCUCUCUGACGUGCUGCUGCACCAUUAAACUAUACUGGAGACCACCUAGGCCUUGUCUACACUAGGAGUUUUUGGAUCCAUAACUCCCACCAUGUGCAGUUCGACCAGUGGAGACUGUAGUGUAGACAGGUGGCCUUGAGUGUUUGACCACUCUUAUUUUCUAACCUUUUCUACACUGCAGCCUUAACUAGAGAAGCUGCAGUCAGGAAUUAAGGGUCCGAAAAUCCAAGUGCAGCCAUACCUCUGUAGGAGAGAUCUGUACCUUAACUUGGACAGCUUCCAUUGUUGUAUGCAGUGCAGUUGUGGCCGUGUUGGUCCCAGGAUAUUAGGGAGACAAGGUGGGUGAGGUAAUAUGUUUUACUGGCCCAACUUCUGUUGGUGAGACAGACAAGGUUUCAAGCCACACAGAGCUGUUCUUGAAGUCUGGGAAUGGUACUCCCAGUGACACAGCUAAAUGCAAGGGGUAACACAUGGUUUAGCGUAAGUAGUUAGCAUCUAUACACAUGCACUCUACCUUGACUGGUCCUUUAGAAUAUGUGCUAACUAUAUGUGCGAAACAAUCUGUUCCAUCUUCUAGUUAGCUGGGAUGCCCGGAGUUCCUUUCCCAGACUUGAAGAAGAGCUCUG
Molecule: messenger RNA, 2503 nt
Organism: Chrysemys picta bellii (western painted turtle)
Lineage: Eukaryota; Metazoa; Chordata; Testudines; Emydidae
Gene: BAAT
Product: bile acid-CoA:amino acid N-acyltransferase
Biological process (GO): fatty acid metabolic process; acyl-CoA metabolic process
Cellular component (GO): peroxisome
Molecular function (GO): fatty acyl-CoA hydrolase activity
Source: RefSeq, a predicted model, not a curated record